AUGGCAACAGGAACACCAACAACUACUUCUCAUAGUGGAAAACAUCGAUUAGAUUCUGAAAUAGAAAAAUAUCGUUUAGAACUUAAUUGGACUAAAAUUCUUGAUAAAUUAAAAAGUGCAAAAGUUUCAGGAGAAGCUCAAUUAGAAUAUUAUUUACAACAAUAUCCAUUAACUGAUUAUCGUCAUAUAGAACAAUCUCGAAAUGAUUUAAUUCGUGUUGAAAAUCUUCUUAAAUCAGCUGGAUCAAUUCGUUCAUUUGAAGGUCAAUGUUUAUUAGCUAAACUAUAUUAUGGUCAAUCACGUUAUGAUGAAUGUUUAACAUAUGUUAUUUUAGCAAUUAAUUCAAUACCAAAUGAUAUUAAUCAGCAACCAAAUAGAUCUUAUUUAUUACUUGCAGAAAUUUUUGCACUUAAUGGACUUUUAUUAGAAAAAAAAAUGAAAAUUUAUUUGAAAUAA
Messenger RNA from Rotaria sp. Silwood1, 456 nucleotides. The record is from the annotation of a GenBank genome assembly. NCBI's taxonomy places the organism in Eukaryota, Metazoa, Rotifera, Eurotatoria, Philodinida, Philodinidae.